AUGCCUAAGGAAGGGAUGGGGGUCACCCCAUUCCACUUGGUAUAUGGAGGAGAAGUCGUCGUUCCUGUCGAAAUCGGAAUAGAGUCCGACCGGAUCCGACGCUAUAGCGAGGACAACGCCGAACGAAGGCAAUUGGAGCUAGACCUGGUGGAUGAAACACGAGCCAAGGCAGCCAUCCGGUUGAUGGAGUAUCGACAAAGAAUGAAACAGAACUACAACAGACGGGUGGUACCCAGAUCAUUUCAGGUCGGCGACUUCGUUUGGAAGAAAGUCAAGCCGGUCGGCGACGUCACCAAAUUGGAGGCUCCAUGUGCUGGACCAUUCAAGGUUGUGGAAAAGCUCCGCUCAGGGGCAUAUUAUCUGGAAGAUGAGAACGGGCGUCGACUAGAGCGCCCGUGGAGUGCUAACCACUUGCAGCCAUAUCGAGCUGAAUGA
Zingiber officinale is the source of this 435-nucleotide messenger RNA. RefSeq lists its product as uncharacterized. NCBI's taxonomy places the organism in Eukaryota, Viridiplantae, Streptophyta, Magnoliopsida, Zingiberales, Zingiberaceae. The record is from RefSeq and is a predicted model, not a curated record. The transcript has a single exon. Bases 1 to 435 code for a protein of 144 amino acids.